AAGAUUUGGUGGUAUUCCAUUUCGAAAUGUAGCCGGCCGGCGCGACUCCCGCCAAAUCGCCAUCCAAUCGCCGCAAUCCACGUGCCUCCUUUCAAUGUGGGCGGGAAAAUAUCGCAACGAGGAAGCUUUUCGGCUAUAGGGUUUUAUACCGUGUGGCGGUUUAGGAGGGAGCGUUACUUGGAGGCGCUCAAUCGAUUCCUCCGCGAGCUUGCUAGCCUUGCUCAUUUCGGUCCCGCUGCUCGUCCGAGAAUUCCCAGGAAAAUGUAUGUCAUCAAGAGGGAUGGGAAGCAAGAGGCUGUGCAUUUCGACAAGAUCACCGCCCGGCUCAAGAAGCUGAGCUAUUCCCUCAAUCCCGACUACUGUGAUCCCGUGAUUGUGGCACAGAAAGUAUGCGCUGGGGUUUACAAGGGUGUUACUACCAGUCAGCUGGACGAAUUGGCUGCCGAGACUGCGGCUUCCAUGACUACAAGUCAUCCUGACUAUGCAAUUCUUGCUGCCAGGAUUGUUGUCUCGAAUCUUCACAAGAAAACUAAAAAGUCCUUCUCAGAGACUGUGAAGGAGAUGUACAGCCACGUUGACGAGAGGUCUGGACUGAAAGCUCCUCUCAUUGCUAAUGAUGUCUACGAUAUCAUUAUGAAAAACGCGGCGAAGCUUGAUAGCGAAAUCAUCUAUGACAGGGAUUUCGACUAUGACUACUUUGGAUUCAAGACGCUCGAAAGAUCAUACCUCUUGAAAGUGAACGGGAGAGUCGUUGAGCGGCCUCAACACAUGCUCAUGCGAGUAUCUGUAGGCAUACACAAGGAGGACAUUGAAGCUGCAAUCAAGACGUACCAUCUCAUGUCUCAGCGUUGGUUUACCCAUGCCUCACCAACACUGUUUAAUGCUGGGACUCCUCGGCCUCAGCUUAGUAGCUGCUUCCUUCUCUGCAUGAAGGAGGAUAGCAUUGAAGGCAUUUAUGAUACCCUGAAGGAGUGUGCAGUAAUCAGCAAGUCAGCCGGGGGUAUCGGCCUCUCUGUCCAUAAUAUUCGCGCCACUAACAGUUAUAUCCGUGGAACGAACGGCACGUCGAACGGGAUUGUUCCUAUGCUUCGAGUGUUCAAUGAUACCGCUCGCUAUGUCGAUCAAGGGGGAGGCAAGAGGAAAGGAGCUUUUGCGAUCUAUUUGGAACCGUGGCAUGCAGAUGUGUUUGAUUGGCUUGAUCUUAAGAAAAACCACGGGAAGGAGGAGAACCGUGCCCGUGAUUUGUUCUAUGGCCUCUGGAUUCCUGAUCUUUUCAUGGAACGAGUUAGGAGCAAUAGCGAUUGGUCUUUGUUUUGUCCGAACGAGGCUCCUGGAUUGGCUGACUGCUGGGGUGAGGAGUUUGAAAGCUUGUACACGAGAUAUGAAAGGGAGGGGAGAGCUAAACGUUCCUUAUCAGCUCAGAAACUUUGGUUUGCAAUUUUGGAAUCUCAGAUGGAAACUGGCAAUCCGUACAUGGUUUUUAAGGAUACUUGCAACAGGAAGAGCAAUCAACAAAAUCUGGGGACUAUCAAGUGCUCAAAUCUCUGCACUGAGAUUGUGGAAUAUACCAGUCCCUCUGAGACAGCCGUGUGUAACCUUGCAUCCAUUGCGUUACCUCGGUUUGUUCGUGAACAAGGAAUAAACUCGGAAACGAAACUGGUCGGUAGCAAGGGAUGCAAAAAUAGAGUUUUUGAUUUCCACAAACUGGCUGAGGUGACAACAGUAGUGACUGAAAACUUAAACAAGAUUAUUGACAUCAACUACUACCCAGUUGACACAGCAAAGCGUUCAAAUCUUCGACAUCGUCCAAUUGGGAUUGGUGUCCAAGGAUUAGCUGACGCAUUUAUUCUCCUUGGGCUCCCAUUCGACUCCGAAGAGGCUCGUGAUCUGAACAAAGACAUUUUUGAGACGAUCUAUUAUCAUGCCAUGAAAACGUCAAGCAUUCUGGCAGAAUUAUAUGGAGUUUAUGAAACAUAUCCUGGAAGUCCAGUCAGUAAGGGAGUCUUUCAACCAGAUAUGUGGAACGUUAUACCGUCUGGUCGUUGGGAUUGGGCAGCCUUGAAGGAAAUGGUCGCCCGCCAUGGAGUACGCAAUUCCUUACUUGUUGCUCCAAUGCCGACAGCAUCAACAAGCCAAAUUCUUGGAAACAACGAGUGUUUUGAGCCUUAUACAUCCAAUAUUUACACUCGACGCGUUCUAAGUGGUGAAUUUGUUGUGGUUAACAAGCAUUUGCUGAACGAUUUGACCGAUUUGGGAAUAUGGACACCGGAUCUGAAGAACAAAGUAAUGGCUUAUAAUGGCUCCAUUCAGAGCAUCGAAGGGAUACCGGACGAUCUUAAACAAAUAUACCGGACUGUAUGGGAGAUCAAGCAACGGACGAUCGUUGAUAUGGCUGUGGAACGCGGAGCAUACAUUGACCAAAGCCAAAGCCUGAACAUUCAUAUGGAGCAGCCCACAACGACCAAAUUGACUUCACUACACUUCCACGCAUGGUCAGGGGGCCUAAAGACUGGUAUGUACUAUCUACGAUCGCAAGCUGCUGCGGACGCUAUCAAGUUCACUGUCGAUACGGCCUCGUUAAAGAGUCCUACAAAGACAACCGACGAAGAGCUAUUAGCGCAGAUGGUUUGCUCACUCGAGAAUCGUGAGAACUGCUUAGCGUGUGGUAGCUAGGUACAUGUUUAGAAUGUGUUUUACGCUACGUAGGCCAGCAGAGCUCUAACUUAGUGCUCAGUAAUCUACACUCGAAGGCCUGUAUAUGAUAUUUGAGGUAAGAAAUCCUGUUCCGAAUUUUUGGGAUC
This is a messenger RNA of Selaginella moellendorffii, 2801 nucleotides long. RefSeq names its product ribonucleoside-diphosphate reductase large subunit. The coding region runs from base 262 to 2673 and encodes 803 amino acids. Gene Ontology annotation, molecular function: ribonucleoside-diphosphate reductase activity, thioredoxin disulfide as acceptor; ATP binding. The transcript is spliced from 17 exons. Lineage: Eukaryota; Viridiplantae; Streptophyta; Lycopodiopsida; Selaginellales; Selaginellaceae. The record is from RefSeq and is a predicted model, not a curated record. Gene Ontology annotation, cellular component: ribonucleoside-diphosphate reductase complex. Gene Ontology annotation, biological process: deoxyribonucleotide biosynthetic process; DNA replication.